CACAUGGAGAGACCCAUGACAGGCCCGGCUUCUGUAUCCCUCUGUCCGGAGUAGGCGUGGGUUGAUGACGCACUUCCGGCCUGGUUUGUUUUUCUCCCGCUGGCGCGCUGGCCGGGGUAGUGAGCUGUGGUGGCUGUGCUUUGGAGGAGACGGUGCCCGUGAGCCCUGCUUUCCGGGAAUCUCAUCGGGGUCUCGGGGCCCCGGAGGCAGCGUUGGCGGCGGCCUGCGCGGUGGUGCUGGCGUUGAAAGCAGAAGCGGAGGAGGAAGAGAAGGACCCCGGGGACGCUUCGGGCGGCUGCGCUCCGGGGACGUGUCCGGCCCGGAGGAGGCGCUGAGCCGCCGGCGGGAGCUGUGCCGCCGCUGGCCGCGGCCCGAGCGGCGCUCCAAGGAGCAGAUGCUGGAGCUGCUGGUCCUCGAGCAGUUCCUCAGCCUCCUCCCGCGCCGGCUGCGCCACCGGCGCCCCGAGAGCGGGGAGGAGGCGGCGGCCUGGGCGCGCUCCCUGCAUCCGGCCUCCCCGCAGGGCACCCCGACUUUCAAGGCCGAGGCUGAAUGUCCAACCCAGGGAGAAUGGCAGCAGCUGGCUGUGGAUCCCCAGAACGGCUCGUGCAAAGAGAGCGCGGAGGACUAAGGGAGCACGACCGUGCCGGGCCUGGAGAACCAAGCUGCCUGAAACCUAACCUGAUCCCAAA
Messenger RNA from Meriones unguiculatus (Mongolian gerbil), 689 nucleotides. Its product is annotated as zinc finger protein 394-like. The record is from RefSeq and is a predicted model, not a curated record. The coding region runs from base 65 to 628 and encodes 187 amino acids. NCBI's taxonomy places the organism in Eukaryota, Metazoa, Chordata, Mammalia, Rodentia, Muridae. The transcript has 3 exons.